Messenger RNA from Numida meleagris (helmeted guineafowl), 1508 nucleotides. Its product is annotated as alcohol dehydrogenase class-3. Gene Ontology annotation, cellular component: cytosol. Gene Ontology annotation, molecular function: zinc ion binding; S-(hydroxymethyl)glutathione dehydrogenase [NAD(P)+] activity. The transcript is spliced from 9 exons. Gene Ontology annotation, biological process: formaldehyde catabolic process. The record is from RefSeq and is a predicted model, not a curated record. Bases 91 to 1215 code for a protein of 374 amino acids. Lineage: Eukaryota; Metazoa; Chordata; Aves; Galliformes; Numididae.
CCUGGCGGCCGCGCGCACCGCGCGUGCGCACCGCGAGCUCUAGGGGCGGUGCUGCGUUUCUUCUCCGUCCGGGGACAGCUGCGGUGCGCCAUGGCUAGCGGGGUUAUUAAAUGCAAGGCUGCUGUUGCCUGGGAGACAGGUAAACCUCUCUCUAUUGAGGAGGUGGAGGUCGCUCCUCCAAAAGCACAUGAAGUUCGCAUCAAGAUAGUUGCCACUGCUCUCUGUCACACUGAUGCCUAUACUCUGAGUGGUGCUGAUCCUGAGGGAUGUUUCCCUGUGAUUUUGGGUCAUGAAGGGGCAGGAAUUGUAGAAAGCAUUGGGGAAGGAGUUACAAAAGUAAAGCCAGGGGAUACCGUUAUCCCUCUGUACAUCCCCCAGUGUGGUGAGUGCAAGUUCUGCAAGAAUCCUAAAACUAACCUGUGCCAAAAGAUAAGAGUUACUCAAGGGAGAGGACUCAUGCCUGAUGGUACCAGCAGAUUCACCUGCAAAGGAAAGCAGGUUUACCACUUCAUGGGGACUAGCACCUUCUCGGAGUACACGGUGGUGGCUGAUAUCUCAGUAGCUAAGAUAGAUGCUGCAGCACCUCUCGAUAAAGUGUGCCUGCUGGGUUGUGGCGUCUCUACAGGCUAUGGGGCUGCUGUUAACACUGCUAAGGUGGAACCUGGAUCCACAUGUGCGGUCUUUGGUUUAGGAGGAGUUGGGUUGGCUGCUAUUAUGGGCUGUAAAGCAGCAGGAGCAUCCCGGAUCAUUGGCAUUGACAUAAACAAGAACACCUAUGCCAAAGCCAAGGAGUUUGGAGCUGCUGAGUGCAUUAGCCCUCAAGACUUCGAGAAGCCCAUACAGGAGGUGCUGGUUGAAAUGACCGAUGGUGGUGUAGACUACUCAUUUGAGUGUGUCGGUAAUGUUGGAGUCAUGAGGGCUGCCUUGGAAGCCUGCCACAAAGGCUGGGGAGUCAGCGUGAUAGUUGGAGUAGCUGCUGCUGGUCAGGAGAUCUCAACACGGCCGUUCCAGCUCGUAACCGGUCGGACAUGGAAAGGGACUGCAUUUGGAGGCUGGAAGAGCGUAGACAGUGUUCCAAAGCUGGUGACUGACUACAUGUCCAAAAAGAUCAAAGUAGAUGAAUUUGUGACUCACACCCUGCCUUUUGACAAAAUUAAUGAGGCUUUUGAACUGAUGCAUGAAGGAAAGAGCAUUCGAACAGUUCUAAAGCUUUAGAGCCAGCCAUGAGCCUUCCAGUUAGCCAGCCGUGUGGUAACUGUCCCUUUAUAAUGGAAUUUCUGACAAGGAGUAGAACCCUGCAAGCGAAAACUCAGUGCGACUUAGGAAGAUUUUAGGGUGAGCAUCCUAAAUAUUAAAUGACCUGUUCUUCUGGAAAGAAAAAAGUAACCACGGAGUAGUGUGGUUUAUCAUAUAAAUAACACUGAUUUUGGAACUUCUGUACCUGUUCCUCAAAUGUAAUUGUGCCUAACUCGAUUUCCUUAAUAAUAAAAGCAUAUUUCUAAACAGUA